AUGAAGGAGAUGGGGUUGGAGACAUGCAGAGGCGAUGACAGAGAUAGGAACACCAAGGAGACUGCACAUGCCCUCCGAAAGUUGCCUCUUGUCAAGGCCAAGAGAUACUUGGAGGAUGUGCUUGCCCACAAGCAAGCAAUCCCCUUCACCCGUUUCUCUGUGGAGGUGUUGGAAGAACUGCUCAGGCAAAGAACAGGCACUCUAAUGGGCAGGGUCGUUGGCCUGUGA
Molecule: messenger RNA, 228 nt
Organism: Striga hermonthica
Lineage: Eukaryota; Viridiplantae; Streptophyta; Magnoliopsida; Lamiales; Orobanchaceae
Source: the annotation of a GenBank genome assembly